Myxocyprinus asiaticus (Chinese sucker) is the source of this 3359-nucleotide messenger RNA. Its product is annotated as chondroitin sulfate N-acetylgalactosaminyltransferase 2-like. The transcript has 8 exons. The coding region runs from base 369 to 1991 and encodes 540 amino acids. Lineage: Eukaryota; Metazoa; Chordata; Actinopteri; Cypriniformes; Catostomidae. Gene Ontology annotation, molecular function: glucuronosyl-N-acetylgalactosaminyl-proteoglycan 4-beta-N-acetylgalactosaminyltransferase activity. The record is from RefSeq and is a predicted model, not a curated record. Gene Ontology annotation, cellular component: Golgi cisterna membrane.
AUUGCCCCGUGGCGUUCGGUUCUCACAUUUGUUAUGCUCGGGAUUCUAAUGAAUGGCUACAUAAAGGAAACGUUUGCCGAGAACCACAUACAAUCACAACUAUUGAGAUUAGUUAUUUCUCUUGAAAGGAGCAAUAUGGUGCAAGCAGGAUGCAUAUUUACACAUUCCUUGAAUUUGAGCCCACUGAAAUGCUGUAAUGUGAGAAGAGAAUGACCAUUAGAGAAAUGUGACACUUAUGCACUCUCAGACUGUCUCCACUUCACUUGGGAAUGGAUUAUUGUGAUUGACUUCAUCCCUCCUUAAGGUUAGAUAUUGACCAGGUGGGAAUGCAAAAGUCUGGCUGGUAAUAAGCACCCUGCCUCUCAGACAUGCCCAGACGGGGGCUUCCUCUGCAGGGGCGGGCACGCUGGCUACUCCUGGGUAUAUUCUUGAUCUUGGUUCUGCUACUUUUUGCUUACCUGCUGGAGUGCACCCCGCCUGCAGAUGUGAGUCAGGUGCUGCCAGGCCUGGGAGUAGAGCCUUAUGGAAAGGAGUACUACCAAACCCUCCUGCAGGAGCAGGAAGAGCGGCAUCUUACCCGAGCAGCCAGUCUCAAAAGGCAAAUUGCACAGCUCAAACAAGAACUUCAGGAGAUGAGCGAAAAACUUAGGGUUCUUCAAGAAAAGGAGGCGGCUCCGGGGCCACAGAGCCUGAUUGAUGGCAGGGAUCAGGAGCCCCAUGACCUGUUGGAGUACCUGCACUCACAAAUUGAUAAGGCGGAGGUGAAUACCGGGGCAAGGCUGCCGAGUGAGUAUGCACUGGUUCCCUUUGAGAGCUUCACCACCUCGAAGGUCUACCAGCUUGAGAUGGGCUUGACACGCCAUCCCGAGGAGAAGCCUGUACGGAAGGACCGGAGGGAUGAGCUGGUGGAGGUUAUAGAAGCAGGUUUGGAUAUUAUUAAUAACCCAGAGGAAGAUGAUGGACACAAGGAUAACAUCCCCAUGGUGAGACAAGCGUUCACAGAAAGCCACUUUUUUGAAGGACUGUACAGAACAGAGAGGGACAAAGGUUCACUGUAUGAGCUCUAUUUUGCUAAAGAGAAUUCCCACGAAUACCAUCACGUCACCCUCUUCCGUCCAUUCGGGCCCCUGAUGAAAGUGAGAAGUACCUCUGUAGACACUGCCAGCAAUGUCAUUAACAUCAUAGUGCCACUGUCAGGCCGAACAGAAGCUUUUGUUCAAUUCUUAAACAACUUCAGGGAGGUUUGUAUACAACAGGACAAACGGGUACAUCUCACAGUGGUGUAUUUUGGGCAGGAGGGCUUGCAGGAGGUGAAGGCGUCUCUGCAGAAAAUGUCCAGUGAGGAAAACUUCAGUAACUACACCCUGAUCCCUGUGGAUGAGGAUUUUUCCCGUGGCCGUGGUCUGGACAUUGGAGCUCAUGCCUGGGAGAAAGGCGGUGAUGUCUUGAUGUUCUUCUGUGAUGUCGACAUCUACUUCACACUUGAAUUCCUUGCUACCUGUCGACUCAAUACAGCUCCAGGAAAGCGAGUUUUCUAUCCUGUGGUAUUUAGUUUGUAUAAUCCAGCCAUAGUUUACGGAAAUCUUGACUUGCCACCCCCUAUUGAACAUCAGCUGAUUCAUAAAAAAGAUGCAGGAUUUUGGAGGGAUUUUGGAUUUGGAAUGACUUGUCAGUAUCGUUCAGAUUUCCUCAGCAUUGGAGGAUUUGACCUGGAAGUGAAAGGUUGGGGUGUAGAAGAUGUCCACUUGUACAGGAAGUACCUACGGAGUGACCAGAUUGUGAUACGCACGCCUGUGUCAGGCCUGUUCCACCUUUGGCACGAGAAGCUGUGUGCUGACGAGCUGACUCCAGAACAAUACCGCAUGUGCAUCCAAUCCAAAGCCAUGAAUGAGGCGUCACACUCUCAUCUGGGCAUGCUUGUGUUUAGGGAGGAGAUUGAGACUCACCUUCGAAAGCAGGCCUUCAAAACUCAGAGUAAACCAACAGAAUGAAUCAAGUACACAAUCAGAUAUUCUUUCUGUACACUCUCAACAGUGCACAGCAGGGAGCUCAUUUUUUUGUAAAUGACUGCAGUGAUGACAUGGGUCUGUUGUUGAGACAUGUCCAGAUUAUUUCAAUUGUUCAUUCCUUGUUAAAUCGAAAAUAAUCCAUGGAUUAAAGAAGACUCUGUGACAGCAAGAAGAAUUAAUCGGCUGGGAGAAUGGUACUGAUUUGGUACUAUGUAAACCGUUUACAUCAUUAAGACUUUGAUCAACAUUCUGAAAUUUGCAAGGACUUUUUGGACAUUAACUAUGUAUAUAUAUAUGUGAAUAAUGAUCAAUUCCUUUAGGAAACUAGAUUUACUACAGAUUAUCUUCUCUUGCACAGAAAGUGUCUUUUCUUCUCAUAAAUGCAACAUUGAGAAGACAUGCCAGGAGUAAAGCAUGACUUAGUAUUUUAUUUUUGCAACUAAUUGACAGAGCCAUACCUUGCAUUUUUAUUUUUAUAUUAUGACUUUUUAAUUAUGUGCUGUGACAAAAAAGGAUCUAAUGUAAAUGCUGAAAGGGACAAUUAUCCACAAAUGGAUGUGGUUAAACUUGCCAUGCUGGAGAGUAAUUCAGGAAAUAGGCAGUUUGGUAGGUAAUGUACUGUUGGAACAGUAUAUAGACUUUUCCCCAAAGCUUUCCAUGUUUUUUGCUGCAUGGUCCUGAUAUGCAUUUUUAUGCAUGAGUCAAACUCUUAAUUUGCACCAUGUGGGAGGAUGCUGGUUGGUGUCAUAGCAUUCAGUAUUAGGGGUUGAUGGCAAAUGUCAAAUGCUGUGACCUUUGCAACCUCUUAAGUCUGUGGUAUCUAGUAAAUCUUGAUUGAAACUAAACCAUUUACAACGCUAAAGAACAGAUUUGCCUGUAUGUGCCUGAUGAGAAUAGAUACUCUUAAUGCCACUUGAAUAUAGCCAUGGCUGUCUGUUGAAUGGCCUCAAAUUGACCAGGAUGUUGCAAUUGUUCCAUUCCUAAUUUUUUUUGUAACAAAUAAAAGGAAUACAACCAGUCAUUUUUUAUGGUGUUUGUCCCCUUUAUCAAAAUAGACUAGAGGUCCAUUUAAUCAUACUCAGCGAUCACAUUGUAGGGUCUUGUAUUUAAAUCAGUUACAACUUCCACAAGAACGCACUGUGGUUCAGUCACGGGGACCCAGGUUCGAGUCUGACCUAGUUCAUGACCCAAUCCCACUACCCAUCUCUCAACCCUACUUGCCUGUCUACACACAAAUGUCAAAGUUCUUUUUAGCACUGUCUACCUAUGGAAACUUGUUACAGAUGCAUUAUUUGUUAGAUCCUGGAAUGUGUUGACCCAAAAGUUGUUGUUACAGAGAUUACACUUACU